Molecule: messenger RNA, 1248 nt
Organism: Aspergillus pseudotamarii
Lineage: Eukaryota; Fungi; Ascomycota; Eurotiomycetes; Eurotiales; Aspergillaceae
Product: FluC/FEX family fluoride channel
Exons: 2
Coding region: 1-1194 (397 amino acids)
Biological process (GO): fluoride transmembrane transport
Cellular component (GO): membrane
Molecular function (GO): fluoride transmembrane transporter activity
Source: RefSeq, a predicted model, not a curated record
AUGACCGAGCGCAAAAAUUCACAACGGAGAGGUAGUGAUGAGCCACCUAGACCGAACAUGGUGAAUGAUGAAAAACGGAAUAAUCCCAGCUUCUCGAAAGCUCUGACAGCAAUUCAUGUCUAUUCCUACCUGGUACUUUUCUCAUUCAUAGGUACAUUGGUGCGAUUGGUCAUUGAGAGCUUGACCUUCUAUCCAGGAGCGCCUGUGAACACAAGCGUGUUAUGGGCCAAUGUGGGUGGCAGCUGUCUCAUGGGUUUCUUGAGCGAAGACCGCGAACUAUUCCGUGCAGCAGACCCGGAAAUUAGUGAGGAACUUUGGAAUACACAGCAUGCAAUCCGGAAGAAGACAAUUCCGUUAUACAUCGGUCUAACGACGGGGCUUUGUGGCUGUCUGACUUCAUUUUCGACGUUCGCACGGGAUCUCUUCCUAGCCCUGGCCAAUGAUCUCCCCGUCCCCUCCGGUCCUUAUAAAGAGGUCUCUCUCUUCCAGCCGGCCGCAGCAGAUACUAGAGCCCCGAACGGUGGGUUCAGCUUCAUGGCAAUAAUUGCGAUCCUAAUCACCGAGGUCGGGCUCUCCUUGGCCGGAUUGUCGUUGGGCGCACACAUUGCUAUUUUUAUAGCACCUUGGACACCUACCGUCCCCUUCCCUCGCUUGCGUAGAGUUUGGAACCCACUCGUGAUGCUCUUUGCCGGCUCUUGUUGGGUUGCUUUGAUACUCUUGGUAGCCUUGCUGCCCCACUCGCACGACGACAUAUCUCUCUGGGCCCCUGAUAUCUGGCAAGGUCCCUUUCUCUUCGCUUUAGUAUUUUCCCCAAUUGGGUGCCUCCUACGCUUCUUUCUUUCCAUGAGGUUGAAUGGACGUAUACCGCAUUUUCCAUUGGGAACAUUCGUCGUCAAUGUGGGGGGUACGAUGUUAUUGGGGAUGGCAUAUUCCUUACAGCACGCCGCAAUUGCCUCAUCAAACCUGGGAGGGGGCAGUUAUAUCGGUUGUCAAGUCUUGCAAGGUAUCAUGGAUGGAUUCUGUGGCUGCUUCACCACCGUGAGUACUUGGGUCUUGGAGUUGUCCGCCCUUAAACGAGGCCAUGCGUAUUUGUACGGCGGUCUCACGGUGAUGGUUGCGCUAGGCGCUCUGACCAUUGAGAUUGGAAGUCUUCAGUGGACACAAGGCCUUACCACGCCAAUCUGCUUUGCAUAAUAGAACUACAUGACGAAGGGUGGUAUGUAUGCUCUAGUGAACACACUCCUGAAC